UUAACCCUCUGGAGACGGAGCCUUUUCGGGGUGUAUGUGCCAAAAAGACGGAGCAAUUUUUACGAGCUCGAGACUCACAUUGCAAAAAAAUUUAUAAAAAAUAAACUAUUCCCUUAAUAUAUGUAAAACUAUAUAUAUUCUUGUAGGAAAUUGAAUGAACUAAUACAAUCUUUAUGAAUCAAACUGACAUAUCAAAAUUUAUGCAAAUGAGGUGCCCUUAUUUGCAUAAUUUAUGCGUGUAAUUUUUUGUUACACCUAGAAUAAACAUGACUUACUUGUAUCAAUUGUGUGAAUUUUUUGAUGGAUGAAGCCUGAAUAAGUCCUAAUACUUAUUUUUUGGGGGAAAAGGGCCCAUGAAGGCCCUUCAGACACCUCUGGCACAUGGUUCUACUCCUUUCCCACCCCCACCCCCUAUUUUUCAGUUGUUACAGACACACUGUAACAGGCCCCCAUUUAUAACCUAGGGACCUUCUCUUAAGCUGAAUGUUACUGACAAAUGUGUCUGCAUAUCAAUUGGUCUCUCUCAUUAACACUUGAGUGAUAUUUAGUGUAAAAAAUAGCAUAAAAUACUCAAAUGGGGUGCUUAUGACUUAUUUAUAGGACUUAUGUUGUCUAAAAAUUCAGAGGGGUCAUCUCUGUCCAUUUGAGGACCCCUAAUACUAGUAAUACUAAACCAAGAGUUCACAACAUUAGCAUUACCCUCAAUUUGAAAGUCUUCAUUAAAAUUCACGAUGUAACUACACACACACACAAAAAUUCCUGCAAACAAAUAAAUUGAGUUCACCUUCAACGAACGCCGCCAUUACAAUGCCGGGAUGUGCAGGAAUACGUAUGAAUAAUUUUGAUUCGCUGGUACAACGCCAAGCCAGCCAAUCGUGAGGCUCGAUCUAUCAGGCCGACGGCUCGGACUUGACGUCUUUCUCGCUAGUGUACCUCGGGCCAAUAGAUCGGCCCUUACGUCUCCAGAGGGUUAAUGGCCAUGGCUUACUUAUCAUCCUUAAUUAAAUUUUUAAAAAUAAAUUAAUUUACUGCUUAUAUUAUUUAUAUGAAUUAGUAUUAAUAAUUAAUAAACCAAGUCCAUCAUCAAUUUCUUCUCGGAUUCUUUAUUUACCUUGCCGUGCCUUAAUUAUACUUAAUAACAUAAUAGGCACUGCAAAGCAAGGCAGGCUACUAAAACAUUUGUAUAGUCUGCGCCGGAAUAUCUGAAAUCUAAAUUAUUUGAUGUUAGUGCUAUUUCAUUCAUAAAAGUAUUAUUACUAUUAUUAUAUCCCACAAUUGUGUUCCGUUCCCGUCCUUUUGCUUUGUUAUUAACUCAUGGGUUAUUUUUUGUUUGUUAUUUUAAAAAAGGGUAAGAAAUAUCAGAAUGUCACUUUCAGAACCAGCCCACAAGAUAGCCAACGAUUUACAUGAGCUGUUGAGCUCUUAUGACAAUCUUGGCAAUGACAAUAUUUUUACCAAUGGCCACAUCAUCAACAAGGUUAUUGCAAAUAAAAAAAGUUUUCACAAGACUGCCAAGGCAAUACUUUUAGAAAUUCAAAAUUUAACAACGCCACCUUGUGUUAUGGAAGUUGAUAAUAGGAUUAUAAAUAAGUUAAGUUUAUCAAUAUUGAGUCUUUAUAAGAAUUAUGGAAAAUUAAUUCGACACAAAUCAGAGCAUUGGGAUGACAUUGUUAAACUUUUAUCAGAAAAGUUUCCCAUCUUAAGUGGUACAAAUCCAAUGGAUACCUUAAUUAAAAAAACUGUUAAGACAACAGAACCUGGACCAUCAUCUAGUGAAUCAGGUCCAUCAACUAGUGAAUCAGUUCCAUCAACUAGUGUAUCAGUUCCAUCAUCUAGUGAAUCAGUUCCAUCCACCAGUGAUCAUGGUCUUGUUAGUUUAAGAAAGGAAUGUCAAAAUUGCACUUUAAAAAGAAAGACGAAUGAGAAACUUUGGGAAGAAAAUAAAAGACUAAAAACUCAAAAAAAGGCAAUUGAAAGUCAGUUUAAAGUUAAAAAAGUUAAUCAGAAAGUUAAAAGACUAAUUAGUAGUCUCCAAAUAAAACAACAAAGAAAUAGAGUUUUAGUAAGGCAAAAUUCAAAUUUAAAUAGAACCGUUACAUUCUUAAAGGAAAAGCAACUGAGGAAUAAAAUUAUUAUAAAGCAACUUAAAAGAUCAAAAAAAUAUUUGGAGGAUUUAAAGAAUACAAAUAAAAUACUUAUUAUGAAUCAGGAGGUCAAGAUCCACAAACUGCAAAAAGAAAUUUUGGCACGCUCAACAGAAAUAAUAGUUAAACAAGACUCUGUCUUGACAAAUUAAGCUACAAUAUUUUUAAAUCAUAUUUAAUAAAAUGAGAUGCUAAAAUAAGGUGCUAUCUAUUUAUAAUAAAACAUUUAUAUAUUUUUCAUGCCCUUACAAACCACCAACAGCUGAAUCCCUUUAAUUUUUUAAGACACCACCUCCCCUUCCCCACUUCAAGUAACGAUACAAAUUAGAUUUUCUCCCCACUCCAAGUUCUUUAAGUUUUAAGUGUACAUGUAUAGAAAGAUUAAUUACAACAUUUUGAGCAGAGCCAUUUCUGCUAAUGAAUUUCAUAUAUAUAUUUUGUACCCAUGAUUGAUCAUUUUUGUAUCAAGAACUACAAACUUAUUUUUUCACAUUUAAUUUCUAAUUUUAAAAAACAAAAAAACUGAAUUAUUUUUUUUAUUCCACUCCAGAUAAAUGGCUUUAUUAAAACUUAUUCUUUAUUUGUAAAAUAUUAAAGUAUAGUACCGGGUAUUAAAGUUUAGUACAAUAAACAGAAUUUGCAAUUUUAUGCAAUAGUUAAUGGAUCAAUCCUAAAUCCUCAAAGUCAAAGACAAGUUUCAAUUGUAUUUUUUUUUUUUUAAGUUUAAUAAAAAUAAGAAACCUGAGAAUACUAACGUAACUAAAAUAAGACAGACAAGUUAUAACUUGAUGAAAAUUUCCCCCUUUAUACAUACAUUAAAAUGCAAAAAAAUAAAUAAAUAAAAUAACGUUUUUAGUACUAGUAGCCAUAAGUUUUAGAGAUACCUAUUAGUGACUUAACCUCUCAAGUUUUAAACUUUAAAAAAUGUGGGAAAUUUUUGUAACUUAAAGAAUGGAACCAAUAGACUCAAUAGAAUUAUGUGUGAUAUAAGUUUAGUAGUAUUGAAAGAACAAGAGCUCAGUUUUAAAAGGAAGCAGAUGUGAAUAAAAGUAACAUGGCAGGCACCAAAAAAGCAAAUGAGAAAAAGGAAAGUUGUGAAAUUUGCCAGCAAGUGCUUGGCAGCAAGAAACAUCUUCUUUUUGGAGCUAAGUGUAUACGUUUUGGGAUACGUGAAAAACUGAAAGCCUUCCUACACCCACAAGAUUUUAAAGCUUUGUUCAAUGAGAGAACCAUUGGAGAACCAAGAAUCUGCAAUUUAUGCUUCAUCACAAUUAAACAAAUAUCAAAAGGGAUAGGCACCUUACGAGAAUUGUUUGGAGAUCCAAUUAAUGUUAAACUGUACAAGCCCCACAGAUGUGAUUGGGAUCACAGGCCUGAGCAUAUUCAACAGCAAUUUACAAAUUUAACACUUUCAUCUUUUGCUGAGGAUGCUGGGAGACAUAAUCAACAAACAGUUACGUGUUCAACACAUGAGAAAAGGAAUAGAAAUAUAUCAGGCAGCAGAAAACUUUGCCUUGCCAACAAAGCUCAGCUAAUAAAAAGUCAGCCAAAUCAUGAGUUAUCUGUUUCAUUGUAUGACCUAGAAGUAGAAGAGAAGUGUGAUGAAUCAGAUAAAGAUGGCAUGUGUGAUGAAUCUGAUAAAGAUGUCAUAAAUAAAGCUAAAGCCAAGGAAAAUAAAAGAUUAAAGAAAUAUGCCAAACAGCGGAAGAACACAGUUCAGAAUAAAUUAGACAAAUCUGGUAAGUUUUAUUUUAUUUAUCAUUAAGUUUUUUGUUUCUUGUACAGUGCUUAAAUUAGCUUUAAAGAAAUAUGACAUUGGUUUAAGUUGCACAUUUUUGUUAUACAAAAAUUGAGGAUUGUUAAAAUUAUUUUUAUGUGAUUCUGUACCGGUAGCAAAAGUGUCCUAGUGAACCUUGGAUAUGUAUUAUUUUGUGAAAUGCUCUGAAUAUGUCAUUCACUGACCCUAUCUAAAACUGCUCACAAGAUUACCAAUAUUGACGGAAAGCAAGUUACUUGACUGAGUACAACUUUUGUUCACAAAAUUAAUAGAUCUUUCAAAGUUUAUGGGUAAAAAUGAAAUGUUUUCCAAUAAGUCAGCUAUAUGCAUUAUGAUGCUUAACAGACAGUAACCAUUGAUUAGCAUAUUCUUAAUUAAACUGUGAUGCUUAACAUUAUUUGUCUGCAAGAACCAAAAAGAAACAGAUAAAAUGUUCUCUGCUCAAAAAAUGGUGGCCAACCUGUGUUGAGAGAGAUCAAACUAAUUUUGUUUUGUUUGUUGUGAGCCUUUAUUUCCAUCAAAAUCCAAGGAGUCAUUGAAAUUUGAAAAUGCCUUUCAUUGAAAUGUUGUCACAUAAAAUCUUCUUAUAUUUUCAUUUGUAGAUCAAAUAAAAGUCAGUCAAAGACAAAGGAAUACAUUGAAUCCCUCAAUGAUUACAACUGAUAAUAAACAGUCGGAAGCCAGGAAUGAUGAGGUUGAAUGGAGCGAUGUGUUGAUGGUGAAGAGAGGGCCAUCUUGCAGGCACGUCUCAUCGCCAAUACUCACUACUCUGUUAGAUGUCCCACAUCAGUCAACAAAAUCUUCUAAGACAAGGCAGAAGAGAAGACUAAAAGAUAUUGAUAGAAAGGAUCAAAAUUUAAAAACCAAAAAGCUAAAGAAGAAUAUUGUAUUCAAUAAGAACAAUGCUGAAUACAACAGUUUAAGUGCAAGAAGAAAACGAAGAAAUUGUUGUGCAAGAGAUAAAAAGCAUGAUAAAACUGGUAAGGAAUCUUUUAAAUAUCUUCAAUGAGUUGGACCAAAAUUCAAUUACACAAUUAAUGUGUACCGGUAUUAUAAUUUAAUCUUUGAGAAAUUAGUUUGCAAGUUGUUUCACCUAAAAAUGGGGUUAAACUUUUCUAUACUCAAAAUAAUCUUGUCUUUUUAUUAUUAUCAUAUUGGUAAGUUUGUUGGAAAUUAUUAUAGAUUGAUUCUUGAAUGAAUUCAUAAUGAUUCUUUUUUUGCACAAUUGCUAAGUGUUCCAGGUAUUUUACAAAGUAGAAUAGAAAAAUUCCUGACCAAAUUAAAGUCCAGUCUAAAAUUAAAGAAUGACAAAAAUGUACACCUUGUUUAGUUCUCCAACUAUAAAAUAUGAGAUGUCUGUAAAAAGUGUGAAGAUAAAUAAAGAAGUUUCUUCGAUGUAAUUGAUCCUUCCAGUUGAGCAACGUGGCAGGUACAGGUGCACAUAUCAAGGCUGCGAAAUUUCUUUUGUAAGGAAAGAUAAAUAUGAGCUUCAUCUCUGUACCCAUUCACCAGAGAGCAUCUUGUACUGCGAGAAGUGUGGAAAGAAGUUUGGCUGUCAGCGCUACUUGGAUGUUCACUACAAAGUCCAUGAGAGUAAGUGAAAUUGUAGAAUUCAAAGCAAAUUCUAUUUGAAUCAUUUAUAUUUAGAUUUCAUCAUCAUCAUUCAGAUCCCUCUAUUUAUCAAACAAGUAAUUUCCAAUGAAUAUUCAAGAAAAGAGAUUUGUUUGGUGUUGAAAUGAUUAUAUGUCAAGUAACUUACUCUUAUUUUCUCCCUCACAGCACAUGCGGACUGCAAAUAUUAUGUUAUAUAAAGUAAGAUUUUUCUAUUUUUCCACAAGAGAAUGAAAGAAAUGCAACCAGUCCUCCUGAAAAAUGUGUGUCUUGUGAUGUUUCUGGAUGUGACAGGAAGUUUACAAGCCGCAUCUAUAUGAAACGUCAUGUCAUUUCUUACCACAUGGGGAAACGGCCUCUUCCAGUACCUGGCAUCUACUACUCUUGUACUUUUGAAGGUUGCAGCAAAAAAUUCUCACUCAAAUCAACACUGUCUCGACAUCGCAUGUUAGUUCACAAAGGAGGGGACUACAAACUUGGUAGAGAUGUUGUCAAAUAUCCCUGUACAUAUGAAGACUGUGGAGAACAUUUUAAUCGUAAGAACCUCUUGGAGAAACACUUGGUCCUAGAACACAACAAGCCCCCCACAAAAAUGGAAUCUCUCCCGACCAAAGAGCUGCAAUCAAAGGAGCACAUUUGUAUUGAUUGUGGAAUGGUUCUUCCUUUUAUCCACAUUCCUCACCACCAGAAAAUGUAUCACAGCCUGGAGACAACUCUUGAAACACACGUAAGUCAUUUGUAAAAUAUCUGUUUCUAUUAAUAUCUCAUUUCCAAUUUUUCAAUGCCUUUUAAACAUUUCUUACACUGUUAAAAAGUUGGGUUGAGACACAUAUUUUAAGUGGGUGGAUAGAAACAUAUUUUAAGUGGGUGGAUAGGAGACACAUACUUUAAGUGAAUGGCUUGAGAAAAAUACUAAGUGGUUGGAUAGAUACACAUAUUUUAGAGGGGUGGAUAGAGGCACAUACUUAAAGUGUAUGGAUAAAGACACAGAUGUAAGAGAUGGCAGUGUAAAGUAUUGUGUCAUCCUCUGCCACACAGUUAUGUCACCUUGUUUUUACACUAUAACUUUACUGUCAGUUUGGUUUCAGCUGUAUCAGACAGAAUAUUAUUUCCACAUAAUGUCAAAGCACUUAGAGACUCACAUCCUAUUUAAUGUUACCCACGUGAACUGUUAACACUAAAUAAAACUUUUAUCUACGAAAUAUUAUUCCUAGAAAUGCUUAGCCUUUGAAAAACAUUGUAUCAUUAUUCAUCUUGUAUGUGUGUGUAAAACAUUAUUCUAAAAACUUAAUUCUUCAUUCUUUCGCCCCAAUGUUUACUUAAGCCUAAACUUUACCUUUGCAAUAUGGUUGACUGUCAAAUGGAAUUCUCUUCUGAAGUGGAGCGUCGGAGUCAUGUUGAAUCUCACUUAGGUCUGUGUCACAUUUAAAAUUAAACAGUAUUAUUCAUCUCAAGUCUUUGGCUUUUUCAAACACAGAGAUGUUUUAACAAUGAUCUCCUUUUUCUUUUUUUUUUAAUUUCAGAGUCAUAUUUAAUAUAGUAUAGCAGGGUCAGUGGGCAAAAGAAAAGAUCACACUAUCUCCUUUGUGAGCAGAUAAACUUAUUUUUAAAAAAAACAUGUAUGAUCUUUAUCUGGAUUAGAGUUUGUUUUUUUUAAAUCUGACUCAUUUUUGUUCUUUAGCAAAUCCACCCCUCAAAUGUACAGUUGAUGAGUGCAAAGAAACUUUUUUCCUUCCAAAAAGCCUUGACAACCAUCUGUGGAACCACUGUAAGAAAAGAUCAACCUGUGAUGUGAAUGGGUGUUCUCAAACCUUUGAUGAUCAGCUACAGCUGGCCAAGCACAGUAAAAUCCAUUUUGGUAAAACUAAUCAUCUGAAAUUUUUCAAAUCUUGCUCCCCUUCCAGUUACAUUUAAAGAACUAAUACACUCUUACAUUAUAUUUGUUUACAAAGAACAAAUACUUUCUCCGCAAAUAAUGUAAUGAUACUGAUAGAGAAUAAAAGGGUUAAUUACCACAAAUGUUAAACUCAUCGCUACUUAAUUAUUUUGUCAAUUUCCUGCUAUUUAACACUGUCAUAUUUGUCCAUACAAACAUCAUUAGGGUCUAGUUUUUCCCAAAUUAAAACCACAGUCGUCAAUAUUCUAUAAUUUUCUCUAGUCAGUUGUCAAUAUUCUGUCACAUUCACUUUUCAAUAUUCUAUCACAUCCACUUGUCAGCUAUCAAUAUUUUAUCACAUUCACUUGUCAGUUACCUUAAUAUUACUAAAAAAAAGUACAUUUUUAAAUACGAUAUUUCUUUUCUCUAUUUCAUGCUGUCGACAGUAUUAGUGUUCUACAUGCCCAUUAUGUUCUGCAGUUGUUAUAUUAUGAGUUAAUGAAAAUUGGUAUGUUCAGUAUUUUACAAUUGUUUUAACGCUCUCUGUAAUAUAUUCUUGUUAUUAACUGCCAAUAAAAGACUACCUAUAUUUUAGAUGGAAAAAUGAAAUGUCCCUGGAGAAACUGUUCCAGCAUUUUCAAAGUCAUGGGAACACUUAAGCAACAUAUCCUUGCUCACAGUCGAUGUUUGAAAGCCAAUUUUGGUGGAGACUUUGUAUGCAAUGUAUGUGAUCUUGUCUUUGCCAGCAACUAUGGACUUAAGACUCAUAAAAGGAUUCAUGGUGCUGAAACAUCAGGUUUGUUACAAGCUGUUUGGAAAAAUUUCCUUUGUCUUGUCUUAUUUGAAACAUCAGAUUUGUUACAAGCUAUGAGGCAAGAUUUCUUCUUCUUCUAUAUCUUAAGGGCCCACUAUCAAUUUAUUGAUCAUUUUGGCUCCUAUGCAUGUAGAUGGGAUUUGCAAUGUUUCUGUUACUGGUGUUGAUGAGGAAAUCAUGCACUAGGGGUUUGAAGGCUUGAGACAAUGGACACAAAUGUGUCUUGUGUUGUCGCCUCAACCUUUCCUUUUGAAAGAUUGUUCCAGUCCCUGAUUGUCUUGGGCAGGAAUGAGCAGCUUUGAUGAGCAGGAAGAUUUGCUUUGUCUUGUCUUAUUUGAAACAUCAGAUUUGUUACAAGCUAUGAGGCAAGAAUUGCUUUGUCUUUUUUUCAUUUUUCAGGCUCAAUUUUAAACGGCAGUUUUUACAAAACAAAACAUGUCUUUUCAAUUUUAAGUAAUGUAGAAACCAAUGUAAGGAGCUCAGGCUUGUACUAGUUUUAAAAUUUAAAAAAAAAUAUAUUGGAUUCCCUAAACUUUUAUUGAUUCAAUUGAGUUACCAUCAAAUUUGAUGAGAUAGAACUAUGCCGUAAAAUAUAACUAAAAUUUAUUAUUUUUUAAAAUGACUAACAUUGUCUCCUUUGAUUUCAGAUAAUAUUGAGGUGACGGAAAUACAAGGGUAUCGCUGCGAAGAACAGGGUUGCCAAGCAGAAUUUACUAAACAUAAAGAUUUUUUUGAUCACUUCCUCAACCACUAUGUUUUGACUGACACCAGCUGUGAGGUUGACGGAUGCAAGGAAAAGUUUUCAAAUCUACUACAAAAAUCUAAACAUGGGAAAAUGCACUUCGGUAAUAUGAAAUUUAAAAUAAAAACUUAUCAUUUUUAAGAUGAUGUCAUUUAAAAUUCCUGGGGCUCUAGACUAUGCGCCUGCCAUGGAGUAUUAGCCUAGUAUUUCCCUGGGGGAAAUUGACAUGCACAAGAGAUUAUUUGUGCAAAAACCUGUGUAACGAUAAGCGUUCAGCAAACAAUAGCUGAACGAGUAUAACCACAGGAACAGUUUAGGGACCAUGAUGACAGGUGCAAUUAACAAAUAAGAGAAGAGAGCUGAAAAUUAACUUGCUAAGUUGAUACAAUGCACCACCUGUAUUGCUUUUAUGUAGCUCUCCAUACACCAUCUUGAAGGCUUGGCUUUUAGGCAGCUGUUUCAUCCAUACCUAAAUGCAGCGGUUCUCAACCUGUGGAUCGCGACCCCUUUGGAGGUCACGGGACCCUUUCCCAGGGGUCGCCUAAGACAUCUGAAAACACAUAUCCUUACAGCUAUGAAGUAGCAAAGAAAAUAAUUGUGUGGCUGGGGGUCGCCACGACACAAGAAACUGUAUAAAAGGGUCGCGGCACAAAAAGGUUGAGAACCACUGCCUUAAUGUUUGAUGGAAGCCACAGAAUCCAAGCCUCCGAAUGGGAAUGGGUGACAGUAUUUAAUGUACCAUUCUAAAACAUGGCACUUGAGGUGCCUGGCCAAGUCAGUGCCAAGGACAAUUGCCUUCUUGUGUAAUGUUUUUGGGAAAGUACUUUGAGUGACCUCUAAGUACCUUUCACUUGGUAGACAAUGCUGUCAAGUGAACAGGUCAGAGAGGCAAGUUGAGAAGGGGUGGGUACAUGGUGUAACAGUAUGACAAUUGAGUCUCUCCCUACUUUUAGAUGAUCUGAUUGCUGUGUGAUGUAAUGAUUUUUUAAAUGUCUUGUUGAGUUUAAGUGAUGUGAUUGUUGUGUGAUGUUAGGAUUUUUUAAAUGUCUUGUGGGAAUUACAUGAUGUAAUUGUUAUGUGAUGUAAUGAUUUUUUGAAUGUGUUGUGUGAGUUUAAAUUGAUGUGAUUGUUAUGUGAUGUAGUAAGGAUUUUUUUAACAUCUUGUGGGAUUUUUAAAAAAAGGAUGACAUAAAUCGAUUUGAAUACAGAUAAUUCAAAUAAGUGAUAUUUAAUUGUAUUAUUAUAUACUUAUUAUUAUGAUUGAAACUGAGUGAUCUAUGUACUUUUGUUACAGAUGGCAAGUAUCAUUGUCCCUGGGAUUCUUGUGUUAAAACGUUUGCCUCUUCCUUCUUCCAUGUAAAAAAACAUGUUUACCGGCAUGUUAUGUCUGUUGAAUCAGUAGCGGCAGGCAGACCUCUGAAAUGUUCACAUUGUGAUAUGGUGUUUCGCCUUGAGUGCAAUCUGACCAAUCACACGUCACAGCAUUCUGAAAAAUCAGGUCUGUUUACAACUUCAAGUUGAAUAUAUUUAUGGAUUUUUUUUAUUUUAAAAUAUCUUCUUCAAUUAAAUGUAAACCAUCAUAAAUUAUAACUAAAGGUAUAGUCGUUGGGUUGAAAUGGUUGAUUAGUUUUAUAGUUUUAUUUUUCUUGGCUACUUAAAGACAAUUGCCCUCUUGUAAAUGUUAAUCUGUUUAUUUUUAAUGUAACUUUAUCUAAAGAUGAAAAAUGAAAUGUAUGAUGUUUUUAAUAAAUAUGUAAAUACUAUUUAUCCUGUUGGAAAUGUAAGAAAUUUGCUGACAUAAUCCAUAAGUUUAGAACAAAAUAAAACCUGAAUAUAAUUAUUCAAAAAAUUGUUACCCGCUACUUUUUUUUUUUUUCUACCCUUAUAAGACAUAGUUGUGCAGCCAAAAGUUGACUUUUUUUUUCACUGUUAAAAACUUUUGCGACAGAUUGCUCCCGAGCUCUUUCUAAACUUAAAAUUAGAAUAAAAGGAAUAGGGGCAUAAAAAGGUUGAAAUCUAAUUAUUUUGUAUAAUUCACAUUACAUAUAAUUUUUAAAUAAUUAUUAUAGUGACUUGAAUUUCAGAUUAUGUCUGUCCAGUAUGUGGUAAGAAGUUCCGCCACAAUCAUCUAAAACGACACAUGUUGACUCAUCGACUAGAAAAGCCCCAUGCAUGCUCACACUGUGGACUGCGAUAUGGAACAGUCAAUGGACUAAAGUUUCACAUAUUGCAGAGCCAUGGAAUUGGUUAGUGUUAAGAAAUGUGAUACCAAAUAAUUAAAUCUAUUCCUGGGUAAUAUGAAUGACUUAUUACUAAAUUAUUCGUUUUUGUUACCAUAUAGUUUAAAUAAGGAAUCACAUGAUGCUCAUAUCCCACAGUCCUGUCACAAUCUUAAUAUUACAUUCAUCCCAUUAAAAGUUUGUUAGUUGAUCAAUUCAUUUACCGUGUUAUCUUUACAUCUAUUGAUUUUUGUUUUUUUAAUAGGAAAAUGGCCAUACAAAUGUAGUUUUUGUGAGAAAGGCUUCAUAAGCAGCACAGAAUUGAGACGUCAUCUUCCCUCACACACUAAGGAGAAGCCAUUCUCAUGCUCUGCUUGUGGUGUCAGUUUUGCUACACACACCGGGUAUAAAGGACACAUGAGAAAACAUUCAGGUGAUUCAUAGUAAGAUGUAAUCAAUAAGAGAUGAUAAAAAUAAUAACUAGGCAAAUUACUGAACUACUCAUGAAAUAUUUCAAUAUUAUAUCCAAUGUUUUAAAAUGAAUUACUUAUUGUGAAAAGUUGAACUAUCACACUUCUUUAUUUCAACAAUUAAUCGAUUUUAAUCCAUUUCAGUUUACUUAAACGUUAUUGAUUUGUUUAACAUAGAAGACUUUAAAUGUUUUAAAAUAUUUUGUCACCAGGUCAAAAGUACACUUGUGAUGUGGAAGGUUGUGACAAGGAAUACACAACACCCCUGUCUUUAAAAGGUCACAAGGCACAGCAUGCCGGGUUCAGUAAAACAUGUUCUUAUUGUGCAAAAACUUACAACAAUCCAUAUGGACACAAAUGUAAAGCAAGACGAGGUGCAAAGUUUGUCAUAGCUGAGCAAGGUAAGAGCUUAUAUUAUCAAGUUUAUUGGGACAAUGGAAGGUCGUGAAACUUUUAAUGUUAUAGAAGUCCAAAAUUAGAAUGAACAAUUUUUUAAAGUUUUCGGUUUUACUAAAAUGUGUGGGAAUAAAAUUAAAUACUUUUAAACUUGUAGUGUUAAACUUAACUAAAUGAUCUCUUUCACAGGUCAGAAAUUUGUGUGCAAUAAUGAGGGGUGUGGAAAGGAAUUUACUGCACAUUCAUCUUUGCAAGAACACAUGACCCAGCACACAGGAAUUAAUUCAAUAAGUCCGUACUCGGCACAAACUCACACUGAUCAGACUGACCACCAAUGUAAAUCCAGCCAAGAUAAUGUAAACGCUGCUGGACUUGUGGCAGGUAUGAUCUUGUUUUAUUAGUAGUGAUUUUAACAUUAGUAUGUUUGUCAGUAUGUUUAAAUCCUAACUGCUUUGUGCAAUGUUUUUUUCUAAAAUCAUAACAGUAUAUAACUUUGUAGUUGGAGGUAGAUAUAAAAUUGUAACUUUCUAUAAGUCCAUGAAAUUUUUUUAUGCAUCUAAAAAUUAAGAGAUUUGAAUUGAACAAACACCGAAUAUGAAAAAUAAUAGUUAAAUUUUACGCACUAAAAAUUAUUUAUUUAUGACAUAAGCCACUUUUAGACCUGCAGUUAAGUCACUUUCCACUUCUCUUUUAGGGGACACUAAUUCACAGCUGCAAAUGGACAUUCUGUCUCCAGCAACCGAUGCACUAGUCAAAGAUCAUCAAAUACACAGAGAUUUCAUGCUGACCAGCUCCACUCCUGUAUCAGACAGUUUGCCACAGUCAGUGACCCAGGGUUUAACACUUCAUAACAAUUUAAUUCAUAGUGAAGCACAAUCUGAUUUCACCAGUGAGUCAGACAUUGCCAGAACUACUAACCUCAUCCAGCCAGGAGUCUUUACUGCCAAUAGUUAUUGUGUCUACUGGGAUCCAGUAUUGUCCAUAGAAUUAUUGUAAAGAAUCUUAAGCCUUGAUUGUUGGUAUUUAGCAUAUUACAUAAAAAAAAGAAGAGUUAAUUCAGAUGAUAAACAGUAAAACAGUAGUAAAAAUUCCCCCCCCCCUCCCGGGUACGGUGAAACUAAAGGUUAUAAGACAGUGAACUUGAUAAUUUUGUCAAGAAGGACAAUAUUUAUUUCAUGUUGUUAAUUUAAGAACAGGAAUCUGUAUAACUUGAGCUGGCAUACCUAACCAAUGAAUUAUCUCUAAUUAAAUCAAAAUUUCUACAAAUUUCUAAUCCAUUUUGGACAAAAUUGCUAUUGAUAGGUAUAAAAAGAUCAAAUUUGAUGAAAAUCUGACUUAAAAAAUCCUAUUUUCAUUUAGAAGUUGUGUUUUAUCCUUUUAGUGAGACAGUAAACAUGUUUUAGAAUGCCUGCUCAACGAAGAGGAGAGUAUUCAUGAAUUUUUCAUGCUGUUACGCAAUAUAGAUGUGGUUUGGCAUCCUCUAGAAAAGUAAAUUUUAUCUAGUCACUAGAGAUCUCUUAUUUAUUUAUUCAUGGAACUGUCUCUUUUGUUGGAAUUGUUAGUUUUGUGUACCAUUGAUUCAUGUAGAAUUUUUUUACAGUAAUCAGGUUCAUAAUUUCUUUAUUUAAAUGUUAAUGUUGAGCAAGUAGGAGACGCAAUUAAAGAAACGUGUAUAGCAAUUAACCACUGGGU
Lymnaea stagnalis (great pond snail) is the source of this 13741-nucleotide messenger RNA. The record is from the annotation of a GenBank genome assembly. Lineage: Eukaryota; Metazoa; Mollusca; Gastropoda; Lymnaeidae.